Molecule: messenger RNA, 4204 nt
Organism: Sebastes umbrosus (honeycomb rockfish)
Lineage: Eukaryota; Metazoa; Chordata; Actinopteri; Perciformes; Sebastidae
Product: epidermal growth factor receptor substrate 15-like 1
Exons: 25
Coding region: 89-2887 (932 amino acids)
Biological process (GO): endosomal transport; endocytosis
Cellular component (GO): cytoplasm; plasma membrane
Molecular function (GO): calcium ion binding; protein binding
Source: RefSeq, a predicted model, not a curated record
CCCACCGGAAGUAGGCCCCCUCCGACCUGCCGCCGCUCGAGCCCGCUCGGUUAAGGGGCGUUUGCGCACUCCCGCGACACCAGGAAAUAUGGCGGCGCUCAUGACUCUCAGCCAGUUAUCAAGUGGAAACCCAGCCUAUGAUAGCUAUUACAGACAGCUGGAUCCAAGAAACACAGGCAAAAUAUCAGCUGGAGAUGCAGCUCAGUUCCUUAAGAAGUCAGGGCUGUCAGACAGUACACUGGGGAAGAUUUGGGAUCUGGCAGAUUCAGAAAGAAAAGGCUAUUUGGAUAGACAGGGUUUCUUCAUUGCUGUGAGACUUGUGGCCUCAGCACAGGGUGGAAAUGACAUCAGCCUUAAUAACCUCAACCAAAACUUAGCUGCACCCAAAUUUAGAGACACAAGCAGCCCCUUAUUAAGUGUUGCACCGACGGGACCUGACUCUCAGUGGGCGAUUAGGCCUGAUGAAAAAGGGAAGUUUGAGAGCAUUUUUGAGAGUCUGUGCCCUGUAAACGGUCUCCUCUCCGGUGAUAAAGUCAGGCCAGUUUUGAUAAACUCCAAGCUACCUCUGGAUGCAUUAGGAAAGAUUUGGGAUCUAAGUGAUGUGGACAACGAUGGACACUUGGACAAAGAUGAAUUCACAGUGGCCUUGCAUCUUGUGUAUCGUGCCAUGGAGAAGGAGCCUGUCCCGACUACUUUACCAACCUCCCUCAUCCCCCCUUCUAAAAGGAAGAAGGCUGCCGGCGCGCUGCCAGGUGCUGUGGCCGUGCUGCCUGCUCUUUCCGGGCUUAUGGCUAGCCCGGCUGCUCUCAAAGAGUCCCUGCGAAGCACUCCUCCUCUGGCCAGCGCUGCUCCCUUCAGCACUAAUACUGUCAACCUCUCUCCAAAACACUCCUUUAAAUCCAGCUCACCGCCAGCGGUGAACUGGGUGGUACCGUUGGCUGACCGGGAGCGAUACGAUGAGAUCUUCAAGAAAACUGACGGCGACAACGACGGCCUUGUGAAUGGAACUGAGGUCAUAGAGAUCUUCAUGCAGUCCAGUCUCUCCCAGACUAUGCUGGCACAGAUAUGGGGACUCGCUGAUACUAAACAGACGGGCAAGCUGUCCCGGGAGCAGUUCUCUCUGGCCUUGCACCUGAUCCAGCAGAAGAUCACCAAAGGCUUAGACCCUCCCUCCACUCUAACCCCAGACAUGAUUCCCCCAUCAGAGAGGACUGCAGCUUCAGCGGCGGUCCCUAGCUAUGAGGGGCUUAUGUCAGCUGGGAGACCUGAACUUGCUGCACUAGCUAGUGUGCGCAGAGACAGCGCCAGCUCCACGGGGUCGGCCGAGCUGACAGGCAUCAAAGAGCUGGAUGACCUCAGCCAGGAAAUAGCUCAGCUGCAGAGAGAGAAAUUCACUCUGGAGCAAGAGAUCAGGGAUAAGGAGGAAACCAUCAGACAUCAAAAUAGUGAAGUUCAGGACAUGCAGAAUGGAUUGGACAGGGAGAGCAGCACCCUGCAGGACCUGGAGUCGCAGAAGCAGGAUGCCCAGGAGCGUCUGGAGGAGAUGGACCAGCAGCGCUCCAAGCUGGAGGGAAUGCUCAACGACAUCAAGCAGAAGUGCCAGGAAGAGUCCCAGAUGAUCUCGUCCCUGCAGAGCCAGAUCCGCUCUCAAGAGAGCGACAUCCGGGGCCAGGAGGAUGAACUGACGCGCACCAAGACGGACCUGAGCCGGCUGCAGGAUGAGGAGGUCAUGCUGGAGCAGAGUCUGCUCUCUGGUCGCGUCCAGCUGGACAGCAUCACUAAGUCGCUCAGGACCACUCAGGAAGAGAUCAACCAGGCUCGCAGUAAGCUGUCGCUGAUCCAGGACAGCCAAAAGGAGAUGACCAAGACCAUCGAGCAGUACAACAGUGCUCUGAGCGACAUCAACGGAGGAGACUUCAGCAACCUGCCGGACUUAAGUGAAGGGUUUGCUGAGAAGGAGAACGGAGGUUUCAGAAAUGCGGAUGAGUCUUUCAAGUCAAGGAUAGCCAUGUUCAACAACAGCAGCAGUGCCAAGGAGGCUCCACCAGACCCCUUCCAGUCAGAGGACCCCUUCAAGUCCGACCUUUUCCAAGAUCCAUUUGGAGGAGAUCCUUUCAAAGAAAGCGACCCCUUCAAAGGCACCUCGCCUGAAGAUUUCUUUAAGAGAACAGACAAAUCAAACCUGUUUGGAUCCUCAGGAUCCUUCGGUAGAAAACCCACACCACCAGUCAAGCCAAGUGCCCUCAGCAGUGGUGACCCUUUCAGGACAAACAGCCCAAAACCAGAUGGGUUCGGGACAGCGGACCCCUUUGGAAGCAACUCUUUUGGAAGCAAGGGGGGAGGAUUUGCCGACUUUAGUCAGAUGUCAAAGAAGUCAGACAACCCUGUCCUCCCAUCAAAGAAAAAUGUGCCUAACCGGCCUGCACCUCCCUAUGGAGGUAUGCUCAGUUUGACUGUGUCAGAGCCGCUCCGGAGCGUUCGCUCCACAGCCGACAGUAAAGACUCUUUUGUUACGACACACUCGAGUAAAGCAUCCAAAGACUGUCCUGUGGGUUUUGCAGAUUUUGGCUCUGAUCAGAAUGUGCCAAGUUUGGAAAUGAGAGCCAGCAGCUGGAGUGGGUCAAGCGGGAGAGCGAACGCGAGGAACAGGAGAGGCUGCGGAAGCUGCGGCUCCGGGAGCAGCAGGACCUGGAGCUGGCCAUCGCUCUCAGCAGGGCCGACAUGCCCGGCCCCUGAAGCAGCCGUGCCCCACCACCACCACCACCACCACGUCUCAUCGUUCUCUUCCUCCUGCCUCGCGGUCCUUCAUCCGCAGGCUCAUGAUGACAGCAGCACCAACACUGGCCCUACACGACUAGCAAAGCCCCUGUUACCAAUUUUUGCAUAAGAGACCAGCGCUCCUCCAGCCACCACUGGACUCACGUCAGACGACUCUACAUUUGGCAACCAGUUAUGGUUCAUUGCUCCCAAACUACACGGCGACUAUAAUCAAGGACAAUACGGAGCCACUUGAUUUACGCCCGGCUUCACCCUGCAAAAGAACAUAGCGAUUUAACGCAACCCCAACCAGCAGGCUACUCCGCUACAACCUCCCAUCUCGCUCCAUCUCUUGUUAUGGCUAAUCACCCUGCCUUAACCAAAAGUCUUUCUGUUGCAAAACCUUUUAAGAAUCUUUUUUUAUUUAUAUCCAAAAGCAAUGAAUCUGUGGUGUAUGAUGAAGUACUUGUAAAAUGCACUGUAAAAAUUGUUCUUUUAUAACCUUUAAUCACUCAGAAAAAAUAUGGAGUCAAACCAGAUCCGUUAACUACUCUGUUGGCCUGUGAUUGAGUUUGUCCAAUUUCUUCUUUUUAUCUUCAUCUACUGUAAAUAUUGUUGGAUGAUGGUUUUAUGUACAAUCCCUGGAACUGGAGCUUAGUGAUCAUAUCAUGCAUGGCAUGCUUUAGGUUUGUAUUUUCAAAUGUGACAACUGUUUUCUUGCCACUUAAAUGCCUGCAUAUGGAAUAUUUAUGGCCUUAAAGUAAAAGGAUUGAAGAAUUUUUUUUGGAUAUAAUCAAACCGUCAACCGGAAUCUACAUGUCAAAGUAGAAAUAUGACGUUGCAUUUUAAGUCCUAACAUAGCUUUGGUUGAUUUAGCCCCACAUCACCGGUCGCCUCUUGCAUUCCCAAUAGUUAAGAUGCUAAUGAUAAUCAUUGAGGUCUUCCUUUCUUAUAAACAAAUCCUCCUGAUGCCAGCAGCUUGUGCUCGGCAGGUGGUUUGUGAUUGGUUGCCUUGUUGUUACGCCCCAAACAACAUGCACUCCCAUACAACUAAACGCCUCUGUAAAAUGGAAGUAGUGUAAACCUGCAUUGUUUAUACUGGUGCUGUUACGUUUAGUAUUUACUUCUCCACACUACAGCUGAUGCACGGUGACGUCUGCUUUUCUCUCAACACUCAAAUCAACCAUCGGAUAUUUUUUUUUCUUUGUGGAUUUUUUUUUCUGUCUCAUGAUCCAGUUGGAGGACAUUUGUUUAAAUGACUUAAAAAUAUUGCAUCCUUGUAAUUAUAUCACACUAAUCAGGUUUAUUUGGCACAUAAUGUAUGCACUGUAUAUUCCAGAACUUACUGGACAUGUACAGAGUGACAGCGCCUUAUUUAUCAACAUAUCAACAUUGUAACAUGUAAUAUUGCACAGUAUGUAUGCGAUUAUAAAAAAAAAAAAAAAAA